Messenger RNA from Lethenteron reissneri (Far Eastern brook lamprey), 2516 nucleotides. RefSeq names its product probable palmitoyltransferase ZDHHC24. NCBI's taxonomy places the organism in Eukaryota, Metazoa, Chordata, Hyperoartia, Petromyzontiformes, Petromyzontidae. The record is from RefSeq and is a predicted model, not a curated record. Gene Ontology annotation, molecular function: palmitoyltransferase activity.
CGACAACUGAACGGGCGGCCGCAUAGACACAUCGCCACAUCAGCCAUCCACUCAACCAGCUCUUAACCGCAGGCCGGGAGUCAGACCCCGGGAGAAAGAGACACCUUCCAGACGACUCCUGUGGCAAGCUCGAGUCAUGUCGAAGCGGAGCUGGGUCGGAACGAUGCUCGGCUCGGCGGCGUCCCCACGUGUGCGCCGACUCGCCAACACGUGCGCGUCCGCCUACUUCGUGGUGUCGUCCUCGUCGCUGGCGUUGCUCACGCUCCUCCUCACGGUGCCGCACAACUGGAGCGGGCCCCUCCGCGUGGCUCUCACCGCCGUCGGCCUCUACAUGUGGCUCAACGUGGUCGCCAAUUACGCGCUCUGCGCAUUGAGGGGAGCCCCCGCAGCACCUCCAGCAUCAGAGCGAGGUCACCACCACCAGCACAACCGCCACGAGCACCUCCUGGAGAUCACCGGCGACCACGACGGAGGGGACGAGGCCCGCCCGAUGUGCGUGCCGUGCGGCCGCCCCGUGCCCCCGCGGGCCCACCACUGCUCCGUGUGCAACGCGUGCAUCCUCAAGCGCGACCACCACUGCUUCUUCGUGGGCCGCUGCGUGGGCCACAGCAACCAGCGCAACUUCAUCGUCCUGCUCUUCUGGACCGCGUGGGGCAACGCGUUCAUCCUCGCCAAUCUCCUGGCCUACAUGAGCGACGUGCUGCCUGGCCCGCUGCUGUCCCGGCAGGGCCUGCGCUACCUGCUGCCCCUGGCCACGGUGCAGGCGGCCACGGGUGACAUGGACCUGGUGGCCUACGCGCUCACGUUGGCCGCGCACCUCUCGCUGGGCAAAUGCCUGGGCUGCGCGGCAAUGUACGCGUGGCACUUCACGAUCGCGGGAGAGGGGCAGACGUCGUACGAGGCCAUUCACGAGAUGCGCGACUACGACUGCGGGCUGUUUGUCAAUCUGCGCCAAGUGUUCGGCAACUACUGGGCGCUCAACUACCUGCUGCCGAUGCCCACGGCGAUACCGGGCGACGGGCGCAGCUGGGAGAGGCCCUCUAAGUACGACAAGGGGCUGUAGAAGAGACGGGGGGCGGUUAUAACCUUCAUCAAAACAUGCGUACAUGCGAUGUUCGCGCCACUCUUAGAGCACAAGGCUAUCGCGAAGGGUAUCACGAAGGGAGUGCUACGUUUCACAGGCACACUCUGCAGGAGUUUCACAGUCGGGGGCGGGGCGGGCGAUGUUUGCUAUGUUAUCAAAUUGCGUGCGGGUAAUUUUUCAAAUUUCCCAACUGUGAACUGUGACCACGCAAGCACGGAUGGCCCACUCUUUUUCUUUGGUUUUUCCGGUAAAGAGUAUGAAUCCUUGCAGUCACGAAAGCUUCAAAUCUAGAAUUAAGGCCCACUCUUUUUUUUUACUUCACGGAAUUUUUUACGUCCAAUGCAAAUCGGGAAAGCAUAGCAUUUAUGGCCAAUACACCCGCAGUAUUCACCAGGGCGGCCACGCCUCUCGUACCGCAAACCUCUCCGUAACAAGCAGGAGAUGCGCAAUCGAUCGGCCCUGCCACCGCCCCGCAAGUCCGUGCGCGAUUAUGUGGCGACUUGAAUCUGAUAGGACACCGGUAAAGGUGGCCCACACACCGGUAACGAUGGCUCACCGCCCAGGUGACUGCGGCGAGACGCAACGACUGGAGUCCGGGAACGCUUGUGGCCCGAGGCAUAAUGCUGUUUAGUUGUCCCGUUCAUUUAUGAUGGAAAUUGAAAACUACGGGUUGUUAUGCAUCUACAAGACAAAAAACUGUCUUGUAGAUACGUACCAAGGCAGUCGGCACCAUGAUUUAGGGCACGAUUUGUGACAUUUAAUUCAUGAGAAGAAAAAAUACAUUUUAAAGUUAUGGACAAGUGUCAUUGUAGCGUCACUGCAGCGACAGACUUGAUUGUAUGGGGAGUGACGUUGCAGGCAUGAAGUAAUAUCGCAGCACCUACCUUCAACGUAUUCCACCCCCCCUCCAUCCCCACCUAUCUCAUGAACGAAGCCUCAAACCCUCGCCACACAUUCUGGGACCCGCAGCCGAGGUAAAAAAAAUCCACGAAAUAAGAGUCGCGUGCAUUGCACGGUAUCUUUAUUUCACGUUUCAGGAAGGUGGGCGUGUGCUGCUGCCUUUUUGUUUGCAUGUUCAUCACAAGUACUGUGUGCGGUUAAUGCAAAAUAUUCCUAUUUGGUGCUUGAACAUCUUAACACCUGUUUUAGUGCCCUAAAUGGUCAAACCUAUGCUUAUAUUUAGAUCGUGGCAAGAAAGGUCUCAUGAUGCAGCUGCUCAGCCCGAGCUAUAAAUGCCCUGAUAGUGGCAUUGUCUUGGUGGCGUUCUGUGGUCUAACACUGUUCGAGACGAGGUCCUAAACAAGGAUGUCUCUGGUGUGGACCAAUCAUUUCCAAAGACAAUGCAUAUACUACGAGAGCAUGUUUUACUGGUAGGAACCUCCUGGUUACACCAGCCCACAGGGGAUUAUUGUGUCCGUCCGUUGUGCAUCCA